This is a messenger RNA of Ipomoea triloba (trilobed morning glory), 471 nucleotides long. RefSeq names its product proteinase inhibitor PSI-1.2-like. Gene Ontology annotation, molecular function: serine-type endopeptidase inhibitor activity. The record is from RefSeq and is a predicted model, not a curated record. Lineage: Eukaryota; Viridiplantae; Streptophyta; Magnoliopsida; Solanales; Convolvulaceae. The transcript is spliced from 2 exons. Bases 62 to 304 code for a protein of 80 amino acids.
AUUUGUAUGCUAUAAAUGAGAGGGCUAACAACUCCCCAAAGUCAUCAAAGAACAAAGAAACAUGGCAGUCAACAAACUUGUGAUCCUGCUGCCUUUUCUUCUUGUGUGCGGAAUUGUUUUGAUUAGGGUGGAUGGGCGCUAUGAUGGCAAAGUGUGCGCCCAAGUCUGCGAGCAACGAGUGGCCACGAUGAAGUGCCCACCAGGAAACAAGCCAACUCGUCCAUCGUGUGUCAACUGCUGCACUGCCAAAAUCGGCUGCAAACUCUAUAGAUCUGAUGGAUCUCUGCUCUGUACUGGAACUUAGACCCAUUUACUUCAAGAAAUUGAUCUCUUUCAAAAAGAAAAUCUACUUCUCACUCUUAGUAUUCCAUGUAAUGUUACAUGCUUGUACUUUGAGUACAUCAAAGGCUUAAUUCGUGUCUUUCAAUACACGGGCUUGUUCAGUUAAUAAAAACCAUAUUAUUAUGGACU